AUGGCCACGAAGACUGCAGGCGGCAAUGCUGCCUUCCACAACUUCCACAACGACUUUGCCCAUAUCCAGGAUCCAAAUGAGCGUCGACGACUGGCUCUCGCCGAAAUCGACAAGGCCCCCUUUGGCUGGUACCAUGUCCGUGCCAUCGUGGUAGCCGGUAUUGGUUUCUUCACCGAUGCCUACGAUAUCUUCGCCAUCAACUUGGUCACUGCCAUGUUGGGCGUUGUCUACUGGCAGAAUGCGGCCAAGAGCCCAGGCCACAUCCCAUCCAAUUCCGACACUGCCAUCAAAGUGGCAACAUCGGGUGGUACCGUCAUCGGUCAAGUUGCCUUCGGAUGGGCGGCCGAUCAGGUCGGCCGAAAGAAAAUGUAUGGUCUAGAGUUGAUUUUGAUCAUCUUUGCAACACUUGCCCAGGCACUGUCCUCGGCCUCUCCAGCCGUCUCUGUGGUUGGCUUGAUCAUAUUUUGGCGUGUGAUGAUGGGUAUCGGUAUCGGUGGCGAUUAUCCCCUGUCUUCGAUCAUCACCUCCGAAUUCGCGACAACCAAAUGGAGAGGUGCCAUGAUGGGGUCCGUCUUCGCCAUGCAGGGUAUCGGCCAAUUUGCCGCCGCAAUCAUCGCCUUGAUCGUAACCGCAGGCUUCAAGCAAUCUCUCCUGACCGCCAAGUCAGUAGACCUAUGUGACGGUGUAUGCCAACUGGCGGUGGAUAAGAUGUGGCGGGUCAUCAUUGGGUUUGGUGCUGUCCCAGGCUGCAUCGCAUUGUACUUCCGCCUCACCAUCCCCGAAACACCUCGAUACACUUUCGACGUGGCCCGAGAUUCGGAGAAGGCCGUUGCAGACGUUCAGGCCUACAAGGCUGGCAAGAGUGAAGGCCAUCCCGACGAAGUCAGCCGGGCUGCUGUUCUCCUAGACUCCCGUGCCCGCCUGGACCCUCCCAAGGCUUCCUGGAAGGACUUUUGGCGCCACUACGGCCAGUGGAAGCACGGAAAGGUCCUGCUUGGAACGGCUGGAUCCUGGUUCUUCCUCGACGUCGCCUUCUAUGGACUCGGACUCAACAACUCGAUCAUUCUCAGUGCCAUAGGCUACGCCAGCGGUGACAACGUCUAUGAGAUUUUCCGCAACACUGCCAUUGGCAAUUUGAUCAUUGUUUGCGCCGGAGCCAUCCCCGGUUACUGGGUCACUGUCGCGACGGUCGACACGAUCGGCCGUAAACCCAUUCAACUAAUGGGCUUCACCAUCUUGACCAUCCUCUUCGUCAUCAUCGGCUUCGCGUACCACAAACUCAGCGAAGGAGGUCUGUUGGCUCUAUAUGUUCUGGCCCAGUUCUUCUUCAACUUCGGUCCCAACGCCACAACCUUCAUUGUCCCGGGCGAGUGCUUCCCUACUCGAUACCGAUCAACCUCGCACGGUCUGUCCGCCGCCUCAGGCAAAGUUGGUGCCAUCAUCGCACAGUGCGUCUUUGGUCCUCUUCGUACCAAGGGCCACCCGACGAAGUCCAACCCUUCGCCCUGGCUCAAUCACGUCAUGGAGAUCUUUGCUCUCUUCAUGCUGUGCGGUAUCUUCACCACUUUGUUGAUCCCGGAGACCAAGCGCAAGACCCUUGAAGAGCUUGCCGGCGAGGUGCCAGGCACCAAGAACUACGAUCCCGAAUCCGCCGGUCACCGUAGGGAUUCCUAUGUUGCGGCUGAAGGAUCCCCCAGCCCUGACGUGCUUACCGAACACAAGGCGACUGUUUGA
Capronia coronata CBS 617.96 is the source of this 1734-nucleotide messenger RNA. Its product is annotated as MFS transporter, PHS family, inorganic phosphate transporter. Gene Ontology annotation, molecular function: phosphate transmembrane transporter activity. The coding region runs from base 1 to 1734 and encodes 577 amino acids. Gene Ontology annotation, cellular component: membrane. The transcript has 2 exons. The record is from RefSeq and is a predicted model, not a curated record. Gene Ontology annotation, biological process: transmembrane transport; phosphate ion transport. Lineage: Eukaryota; Fungi; Ascomycota; Eurotiomycetes; Chaetothyriales; Herpotrichiellaceae.